Molecule: messenger RNA, 1239 nt
Organism: Penicillium alfredii
Lineage: Eukaryota; Fungi; Ascomycota; Eurotiomycetes; Eurotiales; Aspergillaceae
Exons: 2
Coding region: 1-1239 (412 amino acids)
Biological process (GO): regulation of transcription by RNA polymerase II
Molecular function (GO): DNA-binding transcription activator activity, RNA polymerase II-specific
Source: RefSeq, a predicted model, not a curated record
AUGCGCGGAACUGCCGAUGACGAUGCCCGCAUUCCUUCCCUGCCCAAGCACCUCCGAGUCGCGUUCCUCCUGCCCGCACUGCAUCGAUCGCAAAAUGGUCAGCCAGUAUCCGCCCCGGCCUCGAUUGACCCGGCUAGACACCAAGCCCCGAUCCUCGGGCUCCUCAACCUCCAGCUUCUCUUCGACAUCGACAUCCAUGGCCUCGAUCCCGUCACCACCGGCAAUGACCGAAAUCGAGCCUCAGCCCCACCCCCCAAAUCCCAGGAGGACACCCCGCCGGUCUCGACCAACUUGUCUCGAAAUUCCAAUGAGGUCCUGCAUCUGGAAGAGUUGGAACUAAUGAUGCACUGGUGCACGACAACAUACCGAUCGAUGGCCCGGGACGACGCCGCCGAGCCGCUGUGGCAGACAGUAAUCCCUCAUCUAUCGCUGCGACACCCGGCUCUGCGGCACGGGCUCCUGGCACUGUCGGCGCUGCAUCUGGCCAAGGCCAGCGGCAGCCCCGAGCGGAAAUGGCGGUACAUGGUCAGCGCGCGCGAGCACCAAACACGGGCCCUGGCGGGGAUCGAGCUGGACGAGGGACAGGACCUGACGACGGCGCAGUGCAACGCGACAUUCGCGUUAUGCUGCGUCAUGAUCACGUUUGCGUUUGGAUACUGCCUGAUCGAGGGCCGCGACGAUACAGAAACCGACGAGCAGCUCGACGUGCUGGACGAGUUCCUGGAGAUCUUCCAGCUGACACGCUGGCUCGUCUGCGUCAUGAUAGGGCUCAUCGACCGCAUUUCGGCCGGCGAGCUGAGCCCGCUGGUGCGGCCUGAACAGCCGUCUGCCACCAUGCCGGACAUGUCGCGUCUGGUAAUCCUGUCGCUGCGCCGCCAGAACGGCAUCGAGGGCCUGCGCGACCCGGCCCACGAGAGGGACAUCUAUGACCAGGCCAUUGGCCAUCUCGGUGCCCUGCUCGAGCAGCUGAUGAGGGGUGGCGAGCCCAAGAUGUUUGCGUUUUGCUGGAGCUUCCGUAUUCCAUACGUGUUCCUGGAUCUCGUGCGCCGCCGUCGCCCUUUCGCCUUGAUUGUUCUCGCCCAUUAUGCCGUAGUUCUCUACCAUCUACGCGACUCGUGGUGGAUGGGCGACUGGGGCACCCGUGUUCUCGAGCAGAUUGGCGAUUGUCUCGACUCGGAAUGGCGCCAGCAUCUGAGCUGGCCUAUCAAUGCCACGGGCUGUUUUCUCCCGGAGAGCUAA